CGACUACUCUGCCCACUGCCUUCAUAACCACCGAACUCCGCAUCGCUCUUCCCAUCUUAUCCCCAUCACCUCGACGCUCUCUGUCCAAAGCCUAGCACCAGCAACAUCAAAAGGCGGACAGCUCACCUCUCUGACUCAUCCUUUUUCCUCCCCCCCCUCCACCGCUCCUUGCCACAAUGCCGGCUCCAAACUCGGCCCCCCGCACCCUCUACGACAAGGUCUUUGACGACCACGUCGUGUACUCGGGUGACGGCGACACUCUCAUCUACAUUGACCGCCACCUUGUCCACGAGGUCACCUCGCCUCAGGCGUUCGAGGGCCUCGAGAAUGCCGACCGCAAGGUCCGCAGGACAGACUGCACCCUCGCCACUGUCGACCACAACAUUCCUACUGCGUCCAGGAAAUCGUUCAAGUCGGUCGGCACCUUCAUCGAGGAGGCCGACUCGCGUGCCCAGGUCGAGGCGCUUGAGGAGAACGUCAAGAAGUUCGGCGUCACCUACUUUGGCAUGACCGACAAGCGCCAGGGCAUUGUCCACAUCAUUGGCCCCGAGCAGGGCUUUACUCUUCCCGGUACGACUGUUGUCUGCGGUGACUCGCACACUUCCACGCACGGUGCCUUUGGCGCCCUCGCCUUCGGCAUCGGCACUUCCGAGGUCGAGCACGUCCUCGCGACGCAGACCCUUCCCCAGGCAAAGUCCAAGAACAUGCGCAUCAACGUCGAGGGAACUCUCCCCGAGGGUGUCGCCUCCAAGGACAUUGUCCUCCACAUUAUUGGCAUCAUUGGCACCGCUGGUGGUACCGGGUGUGUCAUCGAGUUCUCGGGUUCCGCCAUCCGUGCCCUCUCGAUGGAGGCCCGUAUGUCGAUCUGCAACAUGUCAAUUGAGGGCGGUGCGCGUGCCGGUAUGAUCGCGCCCGACGACAUUACUUUCGAGUACCUCAAGGGACGCCCCCUUGCCCCUCCUGAGGGCCCAGAAUGGGACCGCGCUGAGGCGUACUGGCGCACCCUCGCCUCCGACCCCGGAGCCAAGUACGACGUCGAGGUCGAGAUCAAGGCUGAGGACAUCAUCCCCACCCUCACCUGGGGCACUUCACCCCAGGACACCGUCCCCAUUACCGGCAAGGUUCCCUCCCCCUCAGAUUUCCCGGAGCACAAGCGCGCCGACGUUGAGAAGGCGCUCAAGUACAUGGGCCUCACCGCCGGCACCCCCAUGGAGGAGAUCAAGGUCGACAAGGUCUUCUUCGGCUCGUGCACCAACGGUCGUAUCGAGGACAUGCGCUCGGCUGCUCGCGUUAUCCAGGCGUCGGCCAAGAACGGCGGCCCCACCCACGUCGCCGAGGGCGUCUACGCCAUGGUUGUGCCCGGCUCGGGUCUCGUCCGCAAGCAGGCCGAGGCUGAGGGCCUCGAUGUCAUCUUCAAGAAGGCUGGCUUCGACUGGCGUGAGGCCGGCUGCUCCAUGUGCCUGGGCAUGAACCCCGACCAGCUCAGCCCCGGCGAGCGCUGCGCGUCGACCUCGAACCGCAACUUCGAGGGCCGUCAGGGUGCCGGUGGCCGCACCCAUCUCAUGUCGCCCGCCAUGGCCGCUGCCGCUGCCCUCACCGGCCGCCUCACCGACGUGCGCAAGCUCAUGGGCUCGCACAUCUCGGACUCGGGCGACUUCAAGCUCACCAACUACCAGGACUACCUUGAGCGCUUCGUCCCUGCCCAGCACACCCCUCCUCCCGAGACCGCGCCUGCCGCCACCGAGGCCGCCAAGCCCAAGGCUGCCGCCGCCGGCCUGCCCAAGUUUACCGUCCUCAAGGGCAUUGCCGCGCCCAUGUCCGAGGCCAACAUUGACACGGACAAGAUCAUCCCCAAGCAGUUCCUGAAGACGCUCAAGCGCACCGGUCUCGGCGAGGCCCUCUUCUGGCCUGCGCGCUACGACAUCCGCACCAACGAGAAGCUCCCGGACUUCGUCCUGAACAAGGAGCCUUGGACCAAGUCCAAGAUCCUUGUUGUGACCGGUGACAACUUCGGCUGUGGCUCGUCGCGCGAGCACGCCCCGUGGGCGCUGAACGACUUCGGCAUCCGCUGCGUGAUGGCGCCCUCGUUCGGUGACAUCUUCCGCAACAACUGCUUCAAGAACGGCAUGCUGCCCCUCAUCCUCCCCCAGGCCGACCUCGACGAGCUGUACAAGGACGCGGCGUCGGGCGAGGAGCUCGCCGUCGACCUUGAGAACCAGCAGGUGGUGCGCCCCAACGGCCAGCCGCCCGUCAAGUUCGAGAUUGACCCCUUCCGCCGCCACUGCCUCAUCAACGGCCUCGACGACAUCGGCCUGACGCUGCGCCACGAGGCCGAGAUCACCAAGUUCGAGGAGCGUCGCUCUGCCGAGUGGCCGUGGCUCGAUGGCGCGGGCUACGCCAAGAAGGGCAAGGUCGUGCCCCUCCGCCAGAGCGCCACCAAGAAGACGGACUGGUAGCGCCCACGCUCGAUGUCCCGUUCGUUCGUUCCGAAGGUGUAGCUGGCUUGUGGUUCGUGGCUCAUUAUGUUUGCACAGGACAGCAUUGUAUACAGUAUGCAACAGUAUCAUCAGUGACGGCGGGACGACGGGGAGAAGGAAGCAAGUGCGCAUGCUGAUCGCUAAUCGGUGCUGCGCCCUUGGAUGGGUGCACGUCGCUGAGCCUCGCCCUUCGGGUGACUCA
Molecule: messenger RNA, 2679 nt
Organism: Cutaneotrichosporon oleaginosum
Lineage: Eukaryota; Fungi; Basidiomycota; Tremellomycetes; Trichosporonales; Trichosporonaceae
Biological process (GO): L-leucine biosynthetic process
Cellular component (GO): 3-isopropylmalate dehydratase complex
Molecular function (GO): 3-isopropylmalate dehydratase activity; 4 iron, 4 sulfur cluster binding
Source: RefSeq, a predicted model, not a curated record